Leishmania braziliensis MHOM/BR/75/M2904 is the source of this 990-nucleotide messenger RNA. RefSeq lists its product as hypothetical. Gene Ontology annotation, molecular function: protein-lysine N-methyltransferase activity. The record is from RefSeq and is a predicted model, not a curated record. Lineage: Eukaryota; Euglenozoa; Kinetoplastea; Trypanosomatida; Trypanosomatidae. Gene Ontology annotation, biological process: peptidyl-lysine monomethylation. Bases 1 to 990 code for a protein of 329 amino acids. The transcript has a single exon.
AUGCUAGAGUUUGUCAUCACCACUCAGCCCUCGCGCCGCAUUGUGUGCCUCAACGAGGCGACGUACAUCUACCUCUGGCCAUACCUCUUCUCGCGCGAAGUACCGGGUGCGCUGCAGCUGUGCAGAUGGGCUGCACGUCGUGGUGCAGCUGUGCACGGCGCCGUCCGGCUGCAGCCCAGUGAGAGCCCCAGCGCAACACAUCAGUGCUAUCUGAAGGUGACACGCCCCGUGGCUGCAGGUCGCACGCUCAUUUCACUGCCAGCAGCGCUUUCUUUGAGUGUUAGCUCUCCGAAAUCGUGUGAAGGCGCGUUUGCCGGACACUACAGCGCCCUCGAGAGAUUCGCGCAGCUCCUCGCCCGUGAGCUGCACAACCCGCACAGCCCUCACCGCGCCUAUCUCGAGUUUCUGCAUGACCUACACAACACCGAGACGGGAGUGGCGCAGGACGCGCUGCUUGCCGAGCACCACUACCAUCGUGCUGCAGUACUGGUUGAUCAGCUGGAUGCCAUGUACGCCGGGAACUCGCUGCAGGCACGCGGCGCUGCCAACGCGCCGUUCCUCGAUAAGGAGCGCCUGACCUCCGCAAACCAGCGCGUGGAGUGGGUGCGGCUACAACAGCUGCAGCGUCGCCUUGAGCAAGGCGUGCCCCACUUUGCCGCCAAAUCGACAGCGUGGGCGUUGUCCAUGGUGCUGAGUCGUGCAAUGGAGGACGACGCAGAGGAACUCAGUCUUUAUCCGUUGAUUGACUUUUGUGCCCAUAGCUUUGAGCCGAACACGUACAUCUGUGUCGGCGAAGACAAGCGUACUGCCGCAAUGCGACCGGUGCGCUGGGCAGAGUCGAACGGAGGGCCCCUCAUCCACGUCGUGACGCGACGCUGGCUGCGCGCAGGUGAAAAGGUUACCCUGCGGUGGCAUUGGCGGCCUGUCAAGACAACGGAGGAUAUGGAGUUCUGGCAGAUGCGCUUCGGCUACGUUCCACGGUCAGAGUAA